AUGGGAAGGAGGCGGUUGGUGUCUUCUUAUGAUGACACCACACCACGUGCGGCUAGGUGGCAGAGCCCUUGGCAGAGUUCGACUCUUGCAGAGAUUCGGUCGCAGUUGGAUGGCCUGACAUAUAGUGGAGUUGUAUGGCAUCCAUAUGAGGGACAUCGAGGCAUUCGUCCAUUCUUCGACAUCUGUAUGUAUUCUGGAUGGAUUCAGAUUGGUGACACCCUUUCCCGUCAUUUACCUGAGCGUGUGAUGAGGCAAUUUGGGUUAUACCAGAAGAUUCCACGACCACCCACUGCCGUUGCAGAUGCAGAUGUAGUCACUGUUGAUUAUACGUGGUUGCACUUCAUGAAUCACGUUAUUAUGAAUGUGAGACAGGCACCAUACCCUUCUGAAUGUGUCGAUGGAUACAUACAAUGGUUUUGGAGGGCUUCACAUCCCUAUAUUAUUCUUGCUCCACCUCACGCGAGACUGGCUCUUGCGCCUACAUAG
Molecule: messenger RNA, 486 nt
Organism: Vigna angularis (adzuki bean)
Lineage: Eukaryota; Viridiplantae; Streptophyta; Magnoliopsida; Fabales; Fabaceae
Product: protein MAINTENANCE OF MERISTEMS
Exons: 1
Coding region: 1-486 (161 amino acids)
Source: RefSeq, a predicted model, not a curated record